AUGUCUUCUAAUCCAGAAAAUACCGGUAAUAAUGCUAAUAAUAAUGCGAAUGCUAGUAACACUGGUGUAGCCGCAGCACCUCAGCAGAAUAUGAUGCUGCAACAGAAACAGUUGCUGGAAAUGACGGUGAAAUUUAAGGCGUUGGUCAGUGAAGCAAGAAAUGUAGGUGAGACUACUCCUAGGGGCAAAGAGUUGAUGUUUCAAGCCGCAAAGAUCAAAUCCGUGUACGAUGCUUUCAACAGAAGAAGACAGCAGGCGGCACAAGCUUACAAGAAUGCUUCUGUGGGGAAUGCAAACCCCAAUGCAGGUAAUUCGGCUUCUAUGCCUACUGAAAAACCUCCGAAUUUAUCCCAGCAACAGCAGCAACAGCAAGCAAGGAGUAACAGUAAUAAAUUCAGUAAUAUGAUAAAACAGGUGCUUACCUCAGAAGAAAACCAACAGUAUGAAAAGCUAUGGCAGAAUUUCCAGGCUCGUGCAACGAGUAUGAAGGAGAAAGAUACGUUUUUGAAACAGAAUAUCGACAGAUUAGUACAAGAAGUAAAUAAACAGACAGAUGAAGCGACAAAGAAACAGCUAGAAGACAAGAAAAACGAACUGCUUAAUAACAGGAAAGUACUUGGAAUUGAAUAUAAUAAUUUACUUAAGGGAUUUCAAAAUAGCAAAAAGACAUUCUAUGUAGAAUGUGCAAGACAUAAUCCAGCCUUACAGAAAUUCUUACAGGAAAGUACUCAGCAACAAAGAGUACAACAACAGCAUCUUCAGGGUCAAAACCAAGUGAAGAGCACUGUUGUCAAUUCUUCUGAUAUGCCCUCUGCAGCUACACCCGACGCAUCGAAACCGCAGCAACAGCAGCCGCAACUACAACAACAAAAGCAGCAGCAGCAACAUCAACAGCAGCAACCGCAACAACAACCGCAACAAUUGCAGCAGCAGCAACAACAACAAAAUGUCAUUCCUUCUGCCACUACUCCUAGACCAAACGUAAAGGCUCCACAAGGCGAUCAAUCAAAAACGAAAUCGCAAGUUACUAACGUAAAUGCAACAGCGUCCAUGAUGAGUAAUGUAAGUUCAAGUAAGUCAGCAAUAUUCAAGCAAACAGAACCUGCCAUACCUAUAUCUGAAAACAUAUCCACCAAGGCGCCAGCUCCGGUACCUUAUAGAUCCAACAGGCCUACGAUAACGGGGGGCUCUGCUAUGAAUGCCACUGCUUUGAAUACACCUGUAACGACAAAAUUACCACCCUAUGAGAUGGAUACUCAGAGAGUUAUGUCAAAGCGGAAAUUGAGGGAACUAGUGAAAACUGUUGGAAUUGAUGAAGGUGAUGGUGAAACUGUCAUUGAUGGCGAUGUAGAAGAAUUACUCCUGGACCUGGCGGAUGAUUUUGUUACAAAUGUUACUGCUUUUGCUUGUAGAUUGGCCAAACAUAGGAAAUCAGACAAUUUAGAAGCAAGAGACAUUCAACUGCAUUUGGAAAGAAACUGGAACAUCAGAAUCCCUGGCUACUCAGCAGACGAAAUAAGAAGUACGAGAAAAUGGAAUCCUUCUCAAAGCUAUAAUCAAAAAUUACAGAACAUCAAUUCUGAUAAGGUAGCGACUGCAAAAAACAAUAACGGUAGCAUUCCAAACCUCAAUCCCAAAAAAUAG
Saccharomyces eubayanus is the source of this 1644-nucleotide messenger RNA. RefSeq names its product Taf12p (gene TAF12). Gene Ontology annotation, molecular function: protein heterodimerization activity; TBP-class protein binding; DNA binding. Bases 1 to 1644 code for a protein of 547 amino acids. Gene Ontology annotation, biological process: DNA-templated transcription initiation; RNA polymerase II preinitiation complex assembly. Gene Ontology annotation, cellular component: SLIK (SAGA-like) complex; transcription factor TFIID complex; SAGA complex. The transcript has a single exon. Lineage: Eukaryota; Fungi; Ascomycota; Saccharomycetes; Saccharomycetales; Saccharomycetaceae. The record is from RefSeq and is a predicted model, not a curated record.